AUGGAAAAUAUUGAACUGAAUGACUUUGGACAACGUGACGAUAAUUACGAGUGGGAUAAUUGGGAGGAGACUAAUGUUGACUCGUACGAAACAAGAUUGGAAGAUUUGGAUAGACGAUACGAUGAAGUAUGGAUGACGGAUUUUAAGAGAAACAAUGAGAGUGAUACAUCUAAAAAAAGAAAAAUAGAAACUAAUUCACUACUUACGACCAGAUCGUCUGUCAACUUGAAAGCAGGAUAUAUGAAAAAACUUUUCACGGAGGAUUAUAAAUUAAAUCCGAACGACGGACCGGAUUCCAAAGAUUUAUUUUCGCGAUUGGAUGUUGCCGAUAAAUGCUGGUUGACGUAUGAUGAUGUCAAAGUCGCCUACAUCGAUAGGAGUGGAAAUUAUAAAUUUUCGGGGGAUAAAACAAGCGUACAGGGAUUAAAAGAUUUUAGGACCGCCUUUGAAAAAGCGACGGAAGAACACAAAAAGACGAUCGUCAGUCUUGUGGAAGAAGAAGUUCCGAACGGUGAGAACAUCGAUCCUAUUUCCGAGGAUGUUCGCGAUGAAAUACAUCGGGAAAAUAUCGACGACGACAUUGAAUUUAGCGAGCGGGUACUAAAAUUACAUCGUGACGGAAAACUUACCGAUCAAGAAGCUAGGGAAUUAGUAGGAAUUACAAGACCCAAAGAAGAACCCGAAGAAAGAAUAAAAUAUUUAAAAAUAGAACGUGAAAGACUCAAAAAAAAUUUACAGACCGAAUCCGAUCCCGAACUAAAAGAGAUUUUACAAGACGGAUUAACGAUCGUCGAACAAAAUAUCGACGAUGCAAGAUUACAAAUGUAUCAAAAACCCGAAUCCGAAGAAGGAAUUCACCGCGCACGUGAAAAAGUACGCGACGACGUACGAACAAGAUUUGAAAAAUUUUGUCUGCCAUUGCCAUCUCCGUGGCGGGAAUUAUCACGACGGUGGUUGUCGCCGGGAAAAAGACGUUGGUUGGAACCGCGAAGGGAUUGGGAGAAGUGGGAAAAGCGUUGGCGAAAUUCGCGAAAGCUGCCUUACCGAUCCUCAUUCCCAUCCUGA
Messenger RNA from Paramuricea clavata, 1065 nucleotides. The record is from the annotation of a GenBank genome assembly. Lineage: Eukaryota; Metazoa; Cnidaria; Anthozoa; Malacalcyonacea; Plexauridae.